AAACUGCCUGGUGAAUUUGUACUACUAUGCUUAGACCGCUCAGCGUGUUCGCUAGUGUUGCACCGUGGGUACCGAAAGACUGGAGAUGGAAAAUGCACUAUAAACGUUGUCUGGAAACUCUACACAGGUUGCAGUAAGUCUGAGCGAAGAUGGCCUCCUUUCAGAACAAUUUCUGGGGGGAGAAGAAUGCUGGCUUUGACGUGCUCUACCACAACAUGAAGCAUGGCCACCUGGCAACCAAGGAGCUAGCAGAGUUUAUCCGUGAGAGGGCUGCCAUUGAGGAGACCUACUCCAAAUCAAUGAGCAAACUGGCCAAGAUGGCCAGCAAUGGAAGUCCACUGGGGACGUUUGCACCCAUGUGGGAUGUGUUCAGGGUGUCUUCAGACAAACUGGCCCUCUGCCACCUGGAGCUGAUGAAAAAGAUGAACGAUCUCAUCCGGGACAUCAACAAGUAUGGAGAUGAACAGGUCAAAAUUCACCGCAAGACUAAGGAGGAGACAGUGACCACAGUGGAGGCAGUGCAGGCACUGCAGGUGCAGAGUGGUCACCUUCAGAAGUCAAAGGAGGGUUACCACGGCAAGUGUUUGGAGCUGGACCGACUGAAGAAGGAGGGGGCUCCACAGAAAGAAGUGGAAAAGGCGGAGCUGAAGUCUAAGAAAGCAGCUGAGUCAUUUGCGUUGUGCAUCGAGAAGUACAACCGCGUGGGAGGAGAGUUUGAGCAGAAGAUGAGCGAGUCCGCCCAGAAGUUUCAGGAAAUUGAGGAGGCUCACCUGCGGCUGAUGAAACAACUGAUCAAAAGUUACUCCCACUCCAUAGAAGACACGCAUGUCCAGGUGGGGCAGGUCCACAAGGAAUUCAAGCAGAAUGUGGAAAACAUCGGCAUUGAUAACCUCCUCCAGAAAUUUGUAGAGCAGAAGGGCACGGGCAAAGACAGGCCAGCUCUGGCUGGUUUUGAGGACUACAUGACAGCUUUGGCACCUGAAGGCAUAAAGAAGAGUCGAGCAAAGGCCUUCAGGAUCCCCGGCCUGGGCAAGAGGGACAAGGAGCCAGACUCGACGGAUUCAGCUGUAACAGAGACUCUGAAUUCACCCCUGGAAGUAGACGACGAAGGAUUUGUCAUCCGCGCUGACACCACCCAGAACGGCUGCUCUGAAGACAAUUUCUACUCUAGUGAUUCAGAUUUUGAUGAUGAGGAGCCCAAGAAGUUCCACAUCCGGAUCCGACCCGUCACCAGCAGCAACCGCAGCAACGCUGGCGCCACUGAGAAGGAGCUGAAAGCCACUGUAGGGGCUCUUACCCUGCCUCCCAACCGAGGGGCACGGCAGCAGGUGUCAGUCAACCGUCAUCUCUCCAGAAACUCGAGUACUGCAGGAGGCCGCACGGAAGAAGGCGAGGCAGCCUCCCACAGGGAUGGAGAGCAGGAGGGCCUCUGCAGGUCCACCUCCAGUCCUGAUCACAGCAGGUUGAGCUUGAUGGUGUCCGGUUCAGAGAGUCUGUUUGGACCACCGCUGGAGUCGGCGUUCAAGUCCAAAAGCUUUGGCGGUCGGGAACAACUCAGCGAGCAGAGCACCUUUGGCGCUUCUGAAUAUGCUGCCUUCUUUUCUGAUUCCUCCUCCCCGGAGAAUGUCGAAGACUCCGGUCUGGACUCGCCUUCCCUUCAGCCCCUUGGGCCAUCUCCUGAGCCAGUGGGUUGGGCAGCUUGGCCUCCUGUGUCACAGGGUAAAGAACAAGCAUUGGCACAGCCUGUAGACCCUUUCCUCUCUGCUUUCCACGGCCCCUCCCCUGGUCGCAGUCCUCACCUGCAGGACGACCCUGCCAAUGUCUGGUCUGUUGCAUCAUCUCGUCCUGCUCAUGCCCCCCCAGAUAUGGACCCUUCAUUGUUGCGGUUCCCUGCUUUCUCUCAGUCCCUUCCCCCGCCUGAAAUGGAGUCAUCGGUGUGGAACUGUAAACACAUCCCCCCUGAGGACCCCUUCCUUGCUGCGUUUGAGAGGACUCAGGAGACUUUAAACCUGUCUGAUGCCUGGGCACGGCCACCUCCUCGCUCAACGCAAGAGAGCAGGGGGACGGAGGUCCGAGAAGACCCGUUCUCCAUCACUGUUGCAGGCGAUAGGACACUCCCAGCCUCCUCCUCGUCAUCCUCCACCCAUCGUAAAAACAGAGACAGGAAGCGAGACCGUAGCCUCCCGCCUCCUGUUUCUUCUGAUGACCCAUUUUCAAUCAUGAUGAUUGGCAGCCCAACACACCAGACGUCUCUGGCUGCAGCAGCUGGAUUAAUCCCUGCGCCCAGCAGCAGCAGCAGUGGCUCUACCAACAACAGUCAGCUGGGACUCAAAGAUGAUUCAAGCACUUUACCCACAGGCCAGUCAAAGAAAGAGGUGAUCCACUGGAACUCUGUUCACAACCCGUUUAGUGAGUGUGUCUCUGGAGCUAUGAGCAGCUCCAAAACACAGGAAGGAGGUGGUAAAGGAGAGGGAGGAGGAGAGAGGAGAAAACAUCGAUCAUCAGUCAGUGAGCCACGCAGGAACGCCCCUCCACUCACGCGGCAUUCAGGCCCACAGGAGGAUUUGUGUUUUUCAACAGACAAAGAUCAAGACUGCCUGGAUCUGGAUGCUCAGAUACCCAGCACCGUCGGCUCUCACAACGGGUUCAAGCAUAACUUCAGACAGAAUACAGCUGAAGUGGUCACAGCUGCUCUUCAGAGAGCAACCCAGACCAAGAAGGCUUCAGCCCGACUCAGCGGCAGUGAGAGAUCCCGAUCCCUGUGCUCGUCCCCGCUGCCGGAGCCCAGCCCUUCCCUCACCACCUCCUCCUCCUCCUCCAGUCCCAGUGAGUGUGGGCCUCAGGCCAGGGACGUCGAAUGGGGGGAGCAGAACCGAGCGCCCAGCCCUGCCAGAGCGGGGCAAGCCUCACCACUGCCCUUCCAACGCCAGGACCACCAACAAAGACAGCUGCACCUGUCCAGGGGUCCCAGUCCCAUUUCCCUCAGCACACAGGAGGCCCGCCCCCCAGCCAUAACGGAGUACAUCAAUGCCUACUUCAAAGGUGGACAGCAUAACCGCUGUCUGGUGAAGAUCACGGGUGACCUGACUAUGUCCUUCCCAGCAGGCAUUACCAGGAUUUUCACAGCCAACCCCAACGUUCCUGUGCUCAGCUUCAGGCUGGUCAACAUCUCACGGAUCAAUCACUUCCUGCCAAAUCAAAAGCUGCUCUACAGUGAUCCUUCUCAGAGUGACCCAGACACCAGAAACUUCUGGUUCAACAUGCAGGCUCUGCAGCUCCACCUGCAGAGAGAGGCUGAGCUCAACCCUCAGGCCUCUUACUACAAUAUUGGCCUGCUCAAGUAUCAGGUGUUGUCCCAGGACCCGGCUCAGGCUCCCCUCUUGCUGUCGGCAGAGACGGUGACCCGGGUGUCCCUGGAUUAUCACUGCUGUCCCGCCACCGCACCCUCCACCCAGCUCACCGCAGUCCAGGUGCUGCUGCCAUUAGACCACACUGCCAGGGACCUGCAGUGCCAGCCGCCCGCCUCCUGGAACGCUGAAGAACGACGGCUCCUGUGGAAACUCCCGAACCUCUCCCCAACCAACCACAGCAAAGGCUCAGGGACUGUGUGCGCCAGCUGGCAGUGCCUGGAGGUUCCCCGCGGCCCUCCGCCCAGCCUGGCCGUCCAGUUCGUAGGCUCAGAGGCCUCGCUGUCGGGCGUGGACGUGGAGCUCGUGGGCAGCCGCUACCGCAUGUCGCUGGUCAAGAAGAGAUUUGCCACAGGGAAGUACAUGGCAGGCUGCUCCUUGUGAAGAAUGUGAAAAGGACGCAAAUUUCUAAAUGGACCAUCACUGGAAUGUCACAGGACUUGGCACUUUUUCAGCGUCUGAGUCGAGGGCCAGGCAGCACAGGAAAAUGACUUGUGGUAAGAAACCCGGAGACAAGGUCCCUUCACUCAGACUUGGUGUGCACUUACUUCUGACAGGGUCCUGCUAUUUUGGGACCAAGCCUUUUUUUCUUCUUUUCCUCUAAUUUAAGUUGUUGUACAGUCAGUCAUUCUGCCUUUUCCAGGAGGAAAAGUCUUUUUUUUUUUCUCUACAAUCUCACUGUUCACUUAAUGGUCUUUGUGCCUUUGUGGUUAUGAGACUGCAAGUGAGCCAGAUGUCAGAA
Molecule: messenger RNA, 4149 nt
Organism: Monopterus albus (swamp eel)
Lineage: Eukaryota; Metazoa; Chordata; Actinopteri; Synbranchiformes; Synbranchidae
Gene: fcho1
Product: FCH and mu domain containing endocytic adaptor 1
Biological process (GO): clathrin-dependent endocytosis; clathrin coat assembly
Cellular component (GO): plasma membrane; cytoplasm; clathrin-coated vesicle
Source: RefSeq, a predicted model, not a curated record